AUGCGUACCUUUGUGAUAUUGUCAAUUUUUGCUAUCUUAGUGGCAACCGUCUUUGGUAGUGAAGAUCAAAUUCAAUCAGAAUUAUUAAGGAGAGUCCGCAGACAAUUUGGAGGAGGAAUAGGUCAAUUGGGACAAGCUCUUGGAGCUGGAUUUGAAGCUGGAGUUGAAGCAGCUGAAGAAGUUCUUGAGGAGGGUGCUUAUGGUGGUCAAGGUUUCGGUAAUCAAGGUUUUGGUCAAGGAGGCAGCUAUGGUGUUCAACCUGGAUACGGAGGUGGUUUUAACCAAGGAUAUGGCGGAUACCAACGUUAA
Episyrphus balteatus (marmalade hoverfly) is the source of this 309-nucleotide messenger RNA. Its product is annotated as acanthoscurrin-1-like. The record is from RefSeq and is a predicted model, not a curated record. The transcript has a single exon. Bases 1 to 309 code for a protein of 102 amino acids. NCBI's taxonomy places the organism in Eukaryota, Metazoa, Arthropoda, Insecta, Diptera, Syrphidae.